Messenger RNA from Synchiropus splendidus (mandarinfish), 1302 nucleotides. RefSeq names its product SIX homeobox 1a (gene six1a). Gene Ontology annotation, biological process: regulation of transcription by RNA polymerase II. Bases 250 to 1104 code for a protein of 284 amino acids. Gene Ontology annotation, cellular component: transcription regulator complex; nucleus. Lineage: Eukaryota; Metazoa; Chordata; Actinopteri; Syngnathiformes; Callionymidae. Gene Ontology annotation, molecular function: DNA-binding transcription factor activity, RNA polymerase II-specific; RNA polymerase II cis-regulatory region sequence-specific DNA binding. The transcript is spliced from 2 exons. The record is from RefSeq and is a predicted model, not a curated record.
GGGAGGAGGGGUGAGGCUCCGGUUUCAGCUCCUGACGCUCCUCUGGGAGGAAGCGGAGCCGCAGACUCAGACCAGCUCCGGAGCGCUGGCGCAGGAGGAUCAGAACCAAUCACGGAGGCGGACGGGCUCCUUCAAGCUGCUGCGGAACGAACAACACGGACCGAGCGGCACCGGGGACCAGUCUGCAGGAACCGAGCCGGAGCUCUUCUGAAAUAAGGAUUUUUUUUUUGAUCGUCGGGGCGGAGAACCAUGUCCAUUCUCCCGUCCUUCGGCUUCACGCAGGAGCAAGUGGCGUGCGUGUGCGAGGUCCUCCAGCAGGGAGGCAACCUGGAGCGACUGGGCCGCUUCCUUUGGUCGCUCCCCGCCUGCGACCACCUCCACAAGAACGAGAGCGUCCUGAAGGCCAAGGCGGUGGUGGCCUUCCACCGGGGGAACUUCAGGGAGCUGUACAAGAUCCUGGAGAGCCACCAGUUCUCCCCGCACAACCACCCCAAGCUGCAGCAGCUGUGGCUCAAGGCGCACUACGUGGAGGCGGAGAAGCUGCGGGGGCGACCGCUCGGAGCCGUGGGCAAGUACCGGGUGCGGAGGAAAUUCCCGCUGCCCAGGACCAUCUGGGACGGCGAGGAGACCAGCUACUGCUUCAAGGAGAAGUCCCGCGGCGUGCUGAGGGAGUGGUACACCCACAACCCGUACCCGUCCCCGCGGGAGAAGCGCGAGCUGGCCGAGGCCACCGGACUGACCACCACACAGGUCAGCAACUGGUUCAAGAACCGGCGGCAGCGGGACCGAGCAGCGGAGGCCAAAGAAAGGGAGAACAGCGAGAACAACAACUCGGGAGGAAACAAACAGAACCAGCUGUCCCCGCUGGACGGAGGAAAGUCUCUCAUGUCCAGUUCGGAGGACGAGUUUUCUCCGCCCAACAGUCCGGACCAGAACUCAGCGCUGCUGCUCCAAGGCAGCAUGGGCCACCCGGGGGCCGCCGCCUACGCCAUGCCGGGCCUGGGCGGCCCGCAGCCGGUGCACGGCCUGCACGGACACCCGCACCAGCUGCAGGACUCCUUGUUGGGACCUCUAACCUCCAGUCUCGUGGAUUUGGGCUCUUAAACGCCGCGACGACGCCGAGCACGUGUCCACAGACUCUGAGUAUGACGUAGUAGCUGGUGUUAUGACGUAGACAUCUUGGGUUUUAAACAAUCAACGCGCUUACACACGAACUUCGUGAGACUCGAACUGGACUAUUAAUUUAUGAUAUUUUGUUAAACUGGAGGAACGGUCUAGAUUUUAGUUACAAUAAAGUGACGU